Messenger RNA from Pyrus x bretschneideri (Chinese white pear), 1557 nucleotides. Its product is annotated as glucan endo-1,3-beta-glucosidase 14-like. Gene Ontology annotation, cellular component: plasma membrane. The transcript is spliced from 3 exons. The record is from RefSeq and is a predicted model, not a curated record. Gene Ontology annotation, molecular function: hydrolase activity, hydrolyzing O-glycosyl compounds. The coding region runs from base 103 to 1257 and encodes 384 amino acids. Gene Ontology annotation, biological process: carbohydrate metabolic process. Lineage: Eukaryota; Viridiplantae; Streptophyta; Magnoliopsida; Rosales; Rosaceae.
GGUGGCAAAAGUUGUACAUAGCUCUUGGGGUACAGCCUACAGGGGUUAGUUGGGGCGGUGGAGUUGCAUUCUUGAAAGGUGAAGCCCAAGAUCCGAUCAGUAAUGGCAGCUUCCACUGUCCUAUUCACAACUAUUCUGCUCUUCCUCGCUCUUUCAGAUUCAAGUCUCCAAGUCCAGAGCCUGAGCUUCGGAAUCAACUAUGGACAAAUAGCCAACAACCUCCCAUCUCCGUCGCGAGUGGCCGUACUCCUCCAGUCCCUCAACGUCAGCCGCAUCAAACUUUACGACGCGGAUCCGAACGUCCUCCAAGCCUUCGCGAACUCCAAGGUUGAUUUCAUCAUCGGCCUCGGCAACGAGUACUUGCAGAGCAUGUCCACCGACCCUCUCAAAGCCCAAACCUGGAUUCAGCAGCACGUGCAGCCCCAUCUCCCCCAGACCAAAAUCACGUGCAUCAACGUCGGGAACGAAGUCCUCGGCGGCACCAACACCCAGCUGUGGUCGUACCUCCUCCCGGCAAUGCAAUCAGUCUACCGCGCCCUCGUCAACCUCGGCCUCUCCAAACAAGUAGCUGUCACGACCGCGCACUCGCUUACUAUUUUAGGAAACUCCUACCCGCCGUCCUCGGGGAGUUUCCGACAAGACCUCGCUCAAUAUAUCCAGCCGAUCCUCAGCUUCCACUCGCAAGUUAAUUCGCCUUUUUUGAUAAAUGCUUAUCCGUACUUUGCUUACAAGGACAAUCCAGGUGAAGUUUCGAUAGAGUACGUGCUGUUCCAGCCUAAUUCUGGUAUGGUCGAUUCAGUCACGAAUCUCCACUACGACAACAUGCUGGAUGCCCAGAUUGAUGCCGUUUAUUCCGCCAUCAAGGCGAUGGGCCAUUCGGACAUCGAGGUCCGAAUAUCCGAGACCGGCUGGCCUUCCAAGGGGGAUGCCAACGAGGCCGGCGCCACGCCGGAGAAUGCUGGUAUUUACAAUGGGAAUCUGAUGAGGAAAAUUGAAGAGAAGAAAGGGACGCCGGCGAAGCCUCAAGUUCCGAUUGACAUUUACGUUUUUGCACUGUUUAAUGAGGAUUUGAAGCCUGGUCCGGCAUCGGAGAGGAACUAUGGACUAUAUUAUCCGAAUGGUACUCAGGUCUAUGAUAUUGGAUCCCAGGGUUAUCUUCCUCAGCUAACUUUUUCUGCAGACUCUAAUAUAAAUGUCAUAUCCAUCUUCAAUUUUCUGAGCCUUCUCAUUGUGUACAUAUUAUUAUGUGUUUAUUAGAGCUCAUAUAUUCGGUGAACUUUUUAGGGGGAGGAAGACGUGCAGACAGGAGCAACAUCAAGAAUUCCUGAAGAUUUUUAAGAAGCAAAAGGAAUUCUAAUAGGUUAUAUUAAGAGAAUGAGAUCCGUAUAUUAAUAGCUUUAGUUUUUCUUAUACUGUAUAUGGACGAUCACAUUUAUUUUCAUUGAUUUUCUACGCUGGUGAACUAGCAAAUAAUCUACCAUAGCAUUUCAAUUUUACACAAUAUUGCUGAAUAAUGGAAUAAAAAGGAUACAUUAUUGUCGCUGUAUUUUUCCUUGA